Eleginops maclovinus (Patagonian blennie) is the source of this 1255-nucleotide messenger RNA. Its product is annotated as hatching enzyme 1.2-like. The record is from RefSeq and is a predicted model, not a curated record. The transcript is spliced from 10 exons. Gene Ontology annotation, molecular function: metalloendopeptidase activity; zinc ion binding. NCBI's taxonomy places the organism in Eukaryota, Metazoa, Chordata, Actinopteri, Perciformes, Eleginopidae. Gene Ontology annotation, biological process: proteolysis. The coding region runs from base 70 to 849 and encodes 259 amino acids.
ACCUGCUACAUCGAGCAUCCCGGUCAGCUACAGCAGAUUUUGCCUUUCAGCUUUUAGGUUUAACUGCAGAUGAGCACCGUCAUGACUCCAGUUUUGCUUUUUGUCCUCUUUAUCUCUUUGUCGGCCAUUCCUCCAGGUGCUACUGAUAAUGGAGAAAGACAAGAGUUUCUAGACGCCUCUGAUAUCAUCGAGAGAGCGAAUGCCAACAUAACAACGCGCCUGGUCGACGGUGACAUUGUGCCAAAUUUAAGAAGGAAUGCAGAUCCCUGCACGGCUACAGGCUGCAAAUGGCCCAAAUAUGGAAGAUAUGUUUAUGUACCCAUUUACAUCUCCAACCGCUACACCACAACAGAGCGCAACACCAUCAUCCGAGCCCUGUUGACCUUCCACGCAUCCACCUGCAUUCGCUUUGUCAGCAGGGGCACCCAAAGAAAUUACCUCUACUUCUACUCUGGAUCUGGGUGUUGGUCCUACCUGGGCCGACAGCGUAGAGGACAGCUUGUCUCCCUGCAGAAAAAUGGUUGUGUGUACAAAUCCACAGUGCAGCACGAGGUUCUCCACGCUCUGGGCUUCAACCAUGAGCAAGUCCGCUCUGACAGAGACAGAUACAUCUCCAUCCUCUACCAGAACAUUAAGCCAGGAAGAGAAAGUAAUUUUAUGAAGAAGCAAACUAACAACUUGGGUACUCCCUACGACUUCGACUCCAUCAUGCACUACGGAAAAUACGCCUUCAGCAAAAACAGCCAACCAACCAUCCUCGCUAAGAGCAAUCUAUGUCUUAACUUUGGGACUGCUGGUACAAUGAGCAAGAAUGACAUCGCUCGUGUCAACAAGCUUUACCGAUGUUAAUAAACGGAAGGAGACGGUCGGCCUCCAGAUACUUCAACUCCCGGCUUGAUAUGAUUCACCCAAAGCUCCAGAUCUGUUGUUUAACAGUGGCUAGCUUUCUGCUGAGGUCCAUCAACCCAGAGGGCUCAGCUUUUCUUUAAAUCAUUUGUUAUUGGAUUUAAAUCAUUUACUCCCUUUAUUGAUUUAGAAAUAUACACUUUAUAAUAUGGUUAUGGUUUUACUUAGUGGGUUAAAGACACAUUUAAUAGUUAAUGAUACUGAUAGGGGAAAAUAAAUAAAAACUAUUCAUCAUAGAAACAAUGAUAAGAAACACAUUGAUGUAAUGGAAUUGCUGAUUGAUACUGAUGAUUUCAAUUACUCUGUUUUUAUCUUUCUCUGAAAAAAAAUAAAAGUGAUUUUACAUUUA